AAUGGCGGUAUCCUUGUUGGCAAACUUAUGCAAUAGUGGCUUCGAGCAGCUCUGCCAGACACCUGAGCCGUUGAAAUUCUACUACCACAACAGUGAGCAACAUCUACAGGCCGGCAUUGGCCCUGAACCGAUUGAGGAAGAAGAACAAAUGGAAUACUCUACUUCUUUCUACAACAAUCAGCAGCAGCAGCAGCAACAACAACAGCAGCAGCAACAACAACAGCCAUCGAAUCAACAACAAAGUCAACAACAGAAUCAACAAAAUUUUGAGGAGAUUUCACAGAACUAUAAUCUUGAAAACGACGACAGCUAUAGUGGAUCACCGAACAACUUUCAGGACUACCGCAACACUUUCGUAGAUUCGCCUCCGGACUCCAAAGAGGCUUGGCCCGUUGAGUACGGCAAAAUGCAAUCGGAGCUCACCGCUAACAGUAGCCCAACGACUAAUGUCACAACGUCCGUGGUCGCGGUGGCGGCUGCGGCCGCAGCAGCAGUUGCUGCACAGCAAGAGGGCACAUACAAUGCCGGCAUACCGACGCGCAAACGACGCAUCGAGUGGACAACUACGCACACGGAGGAAGGGAAUGAUAGCUCUGAGCCGAAGAUUGCUGCCACCGAGAAGGACCGCAAUGAUGCCAAACGCAAAGGUGCAAUGCGUUGGCCCGAAGAGCUGGACCUCGAUUUAAGCAAUGAAUUAUCUAGCAAUGGAUAUAUGAGUGACUCGUUGCUGAACUUCCCCGUGUUCAAGCAAGAAUUACCAUCACCACCACAGAAGGUUGCCCACGAAGUUAUCAAAAUUUCAAAAAUUUCUGGCGCCUCAAGCUCACUUAAUCAACAGCAACAGCCGCCGCAGCAACAGCAUCAACAGCAACAACAACAGCAGCAGCAACAACAACAACAGCAACCACAUCAUAACCAUCAGCAUGCCCAACAGCUGCAGAACCCAGACCAACAACAACAACAGCAAGCACAGCAUCAUAAUCAGGCUGGCCAACAGCAGCAAACUAUAGGUAACGGUGGCAAUACCAAUGGCGCCCAACAGCAGUCUCCCGCCGGUAAUGAACAGUCGCUCGUGGGGGGUAUUGUCAGUGGGGUACAUAGCCCAAUGAACAAUAUGGGUGGAUUACAAAACUUUAUGCACAGUAACCGUUACGAUAGCACAGGAAAUCUCAACAAGUCAAGCGAUAACAUGCAGCGUUCCGAGAAGGUUCACGAUGAUAACAGGUUCCAAUACGUACUAGGGGCAGCAACGUCUAUUGCCACGAAGAACAAUGAAGAAUCUCUCACCUAUCUAAACCAAGGUCAGAGUUACGAGAUCAAAUUGAAAAAAUUGGGCGAUCUAUCGCCCUUCCGGGGGAAGAUACUGAAAAGUAUUAUAAAAAUUUGCUUCCACGAGCGACGUCUGCAGUACAUGGAACGUGAACAAAUGCAGCUCUGGCAAGCUUCUCGGCCCGGCGAAAGGAUUUUAGACGUUGAUAUCCCCCUUUCUUAUGGAUUGAUUCAGGUGCAACCAAAUAGUAGCAGUCUGUUAAAUACGAUGGAAGUUUACUGGGACCCCAUGAAGGAGGUCGGUGUGUACGUCAAAGUAAACUGUAUUUCGACCGAAUUUACGCCAAAAAAGCAUGGUGGCGAAAAAGGUGUCCCCUUCCGGAUUCAGGUUGAAACCUAUCUGGACAGUGCAUUGAACGAUACUGGAACAAAGUCAAGCGGAUUGGACAGUACGAUUAGGCCAUUGCAUGCAGCUGCAUGCCAAAUUAAGGUUUUCAAAUUGAAAGGAGCAGAUCGUAAGCACAAACAGGAUCGUGAAAAGAUCCUCAAACGACCGCCUGCUGAGCAGGAAAAAUUCCAGCGUAGCUGCGAGUGCACAAUACUUACUGAUAUUACAACUGAAUCGAUGCUGACACCACUCGUUGGCGGCAGCUACAGCCCUGAGCACAUUAAGCGAAACAUAUCACCACUUCUAACCGCACCAGCAUCACCGGUGCAAAUAAACAAACUGGAGAAUAUUAUGUCAUCUUUCUGCAAUGGUUCAGUAACCCCAACCAGUAAGACCGCGGCUAUGGCUGCUGCGGUUGUAGCCGCCGUUAGCAGCAACCCUAUCGCUAUCAGCAAUGUGUCCUCCACCAACAACAUCUGUAAAAUGAUGGACCAAAACGUGCUGUCUCCGAUGCAGCCCACUGUCGAGAUGGACGACUACACUCCAACAAUCACGAAGGAAUCGAAUCCUUCGACCUUGAAUCAGUGGUUGAAUUACCACCGUCUGAGUACCUAUGCGAAAACGUUUUCGCAGUUUUCUGGAUCGGAUUUGUUAAGAAUGUCGAAAGAUGAUUUGUGCAAAAUUUGUGGAUUGGCUGAUGGUAUACGUAUGUUCAAUAUCCUCCAUUCAAAAGCCAUUACACCACGUUUGACGAUUUAUGUUUCCUUCGAGAGCAACAUGUACCACGCCAUAUAUCUUCACGCUAAUACGCUUCCGGAGUUGAUGUACAACUUACAAAAGAUUCCCGGAUUUAUGGACGCCGUGCAUGGAUCUAGCACUUCCGAGAGCAACAUCCUGUGGUCAGGGAACUAUCAACGUUCGCUGAAAAAUGGUGGUCCAACUGGAAACAAGUACUCCAAUGUAAGCACCAGUGACCCGCACGUGUCAGUCCCAUCGCCAUCAUCACCCAUUUCGUCAUCGUCGGUACCUUCACGUAUAAAUUUACUCGUUAACGGACCAAACGGCAUACACGUUCUGUUGACGGAGGACGUUCUGAGUAAUAUAAAGGACGACAGUUUGUUUCAGUUGGAGAUAAAAUCGAACGGAAAUGUGUUGAUGAAGGCGGUUGCACCUCCUGGUGGCGGAAGUGGUAGCCCCGGCUGUGGGGAUAAAGACAUGAAUUAAAAGUGUCAACGUCUCUGCCGCGUGAAAGCGAUGGCAAUCGUUUGAAUUUUUCAACCGUUCUCUCUUGCAGAUGGCGUUUAACUUUGACUUUUUGCUACUUUAUUGUUACAGAUAAUUGUUCUGAACUUUCGGUGUUGGAUGCACGUUAAUUUUUUUAGAAAAGAAAUCCAUUCAAUGGAUAUGUUGUCGUAUAGUAGGUGUUUUUAUGUAUUUCGAAUUGAAUAACUCCCGCAGCCUUUUUACAUAUAGAAGAAAAUCGUGUAGUUUAUUCCACAUUGGUUUCAAACAUUGAUGCAGUUUCUUAUUGAAUUUGACGAUCCUCAUUCCUAUCGAAUGACUUUUUUGUCUUCACAUAUACUUUAUCUGAAUAAAUUGACAAGAGCAGCCAAAACUAUCUGGGAAGUGUUGUAUUACCUUGGUGAUGUGAAACAGGUGAACACUUCUCAGCUAAAUAUUUCUAUUGCUAUUCACAUGAAUAUUUUCAAACAAUAGAUGAAAUUCUUAUAUGCUAGUAGAGAACGUUGAACUGAUAAUCACAAAAUAAAAACAAGAGAUUUCUUGCAAGUACAAAAACAAAUAUUUCUUGAAUUUAAGUCAUACAUGCAAGAAUAAAUCAUGAUCGCCUCUGUUAAUGUGCCUUAUCAACCAAACUGAUUAUACAGUUAUAAAAUCAUCACAUUUUGCAGUAACUGAGAAAAAAUCAGGUUUCUUAAAUUUCGAGGACAAUUCUUAUUCUUAUACGAUUCGUCGAACUGUUGCAUGUAGUUGUUUUAAACAUAGGACUCCACGUUAUUUGGUAGAAGCGCAUAUAACAGGCACAGUGCUGUAGCUGAACCAAUCUUGUGAGGCUGCGUGCACAUUUUUAUAAUAAAAAUAUAUGUUUUGUAAACAGAAGAAGAUAUUCAAAAAUAAAAAAAAUGUGCGAAACCGCAA
Messenger RNA from Topomyia yanbarensis, 3814 nucleotides. RefSeq names its product upstream-binding protein 1 (gene gem). Bases 2 to 2881 code for a protein of 959 amino acids. Gene Ontology annotation, cellular component: nucleus. Gene Ontology annotation, biological process: regulation of transcription by RNA polymerase II. The record is from RefSeq and is a predicted model, not a curated record. Lineage: Eukaryota; Metazoa; Arthropoda; Insecta; Diptera; Culicidae. The transcript is spliced from 11 exons. Gene Ontology annotation, molecular function: DNA-binding transcription activator activity, RNA polymerase II-specific; RNA polymerase II cis-regulatory region sequence-specific DNA binding.